AUGUAUCAGCUACUCGGAGACGAGUCCUCAGCGCUAGACGAGUCGAUUUUGCGAGAACUGUUUCUCCAGCGACUUCCUCACACCGUCCAGAUGAUUCUCUCAGCCUCUCCCACUGUUCCCCUUCGCGAGUUGUCAGAGCUCGCGGACCGGAUUAUGGAAGCGACACCGCCUUUCGGAGCCUCCCACACAAUUGCUGCUUUGCAGCCUUCCGCACGAGCGCCCUGCACAGCAGGACCUGUGCAACCUGCUGCAACUACUGCAACCUGCUGUAAUUGCGACUCGCUCCGCGAAGAGGUUCGCCAGCUCUCCUCCGCGCUGUCCCGCUUAUCUAUACCCAGCUCCGCCCCAGAUUCAGCCCCUUCCCAUCGGCUAGAAGACGAAAUCGCAGUACUCAAGACGCAGUUAGCGGCAAUCUCCGCUCGCCCCAGGUCUCCAAGUCCUCGACGUUCAUUCCGUCCGCGUUCCCGUUUCUCACCCAGCCGUCGUUUCUCGCCCAGGCGCACGCCACAUUUCCAGCUCUGCUGGUAUCAUGAGCGUUUCGGCAAAGCAGCGACUAAGUGCCUGGAACCCUGCAUCUUCCAGGAAAACACCAGCCCUGGCAACUAG
Molecule: messenger RNA, 606 nt
Organism: Ornithodoros turicata
Lineage: Eukaryota; Metazoa; Arthropoda; Arachnida; Ixodida; Argasidae
Exons: 1
Coding region: 1-606 (201 amino acids)
Source: RefSeq, a predicted model, not a curated record